AUGCCUCUUACCUUCCUGCGACGCCUCGUACGGCCUUCCCUCCUCUAUCGCACGCCCAUAAUUCCCUGCCGGCCGAUUGGCCCCGCAACCGCCCUUCAGAAUGCGACCUCGGCCCUUCCUGUCCGCCCCAUACCCGCCUCGCGAGCGCACAAAUGCACGCUGAUACAAGUACUGCGGAACGGACGAUCACAGCAGAGGGUGCGGAAGCUGCGCUCGCCAGCGCUGACGAAUAGACCGGAGAUGAAGGGCGUGUGCUUGAAGGUGGGCACGACGAAGCCUAAGAAGCCGAAUUCUGGGGAGAGGAAGAUUGCAAGGGUGAGGUUGAGUAGUGGGAAGGUUGUUACUGCGUAUAUUCCGGGUGAAGGUCACAAUGUGCAGCAGCACUCGGUCGUCAUGGUUCGAGGAGGCAGAGCGCAGGAUUGCCCGGGUGUGAAGUACCACUUAGUAAGAGGGGCGUUGGAUCUGGGAGGUGUUGGCAAUCGUAUCACAUCAAGAUCGAAGUACGGGACCAAGAAACCCAAGGCCGCAUAA
Messenger RNA from Trematosphaeria pertusa, 531 nucleotides. RefSeq names its product 30S ribosomal protein S12. The transcript has 3 exons. Gene Ontology annotation, molecular function: structural constituent of ribosome. The coding region runs from base 1 to 531 and encodes 176 amino acids. NCBI's taxonomy places the organism in Eukaryota, Fungi, Ascomycota, Dothideomycetes, Pleosporales, Trematosphaeriaceae. Gene Ontology annotation, cellular component: ribosome; small ribosomal subunit. Gene Ontology annotation, biological process: translation. The record is from RefSeq and is a predicted model, not a curated record.